AUGAAGCGAUUUCUUCCAACAACAUUGAAAAGCCUGUGGGAAAAGCCCCCAUGUGGUAGCGUUGUAGAUGUGCACGGAUGGAUACGAUCACUACGGAAAUCCAAAAAUGUGUGUUUUGCCAUGGUCUCCGACGGCACAUGUCAACAACCCAUUCAGGUGGUAGCGACUCCAGAGCAAGCUCAGUUGUUGUCUUACGGUGCUAGUGUCAAAAUCCAAGGGAAACUUGAGAUUUCUAAAAAAGCUGCACUAGGAAAGCAGCAAUACGAACUACUGGCCGAGAAAGUUGAUCUUUAUGGCAAAGUAAACAACGACUACCCUAUACAAAAAAAAAAUUUAGCAACAGAAUUUUUGAGACAACAUCCUCAUUUGAGGGUUCGUACUGCAAAACAAAAUGACUUGUUUCGUCUAAGGUCUGAUACCUUGGAAGGCGUACGCUCCUUUUUAGCCAAAAGCGAUUUUAUUGAAACUAAUCCCCCUCUCUUAACAUCUUCAGAUUGUGAGGGUGCAGGUGAAGUAUUUCUGGUCACCCCUCAUUCAAAAAAAAAAGAUUCCACUAAUAGUUCUGAAUUUUCAAAUAAAGAUGAACAGAGCCCUUCGUUUUUUGGAACGCCGACAUUUCUGACAGUCUCCACCCAGCUUCAUCUGGAGGCAUUGGCACUCGGAAUGUCUCGGGUUUACACAAUUACACCAGCUUUUCGAGCAGAAAAUAGCCAUACAAGUCGGCAUUUAGCAGAAUUUUGGAUGCUGGAAGUCGAACUUGCUUUUAUAGAAACAAUGGAUGCUCUCGCGGGUGUUGUGGAAGACCUUAUUAAAUAUUUGGUACAAUAUUUAAAAAAAAAAGGAUAUCAUCGGGAGCAUUGGAAUCAUCUAAUGAACGAAUGGCAUCGAAUAUCAUAUACAGAAGCAAUUGAUAUUUUGAAAAACUCAGGCUAUACUUGGCAUGAUCCUCCGGCAUGGGGCAAUGAUCUUAGCAGCGAACAUGAACGUUAUUUAACGGACGUCUAUAUCAAGGGACCUGUUUUUGUGACUGAUUAUCCUGCUUCUAUUAAGCCCUUUUACAUGAAGCCCAGCUCAAACGACACCGUUGCAGCGAUGGAUUUAUUGGUCCCACAGGUUGGAGAAUUAGUCGGUGGAUCGUUGCGAAAAGAUUCGAUUGCUUUGGAGGAAGUACCCAAGGGGUUAGAAUGGUAUUAUGAAAUGCUUCAACAAGCUAAUACCCCUCAUGGUGGUUUUGGACUUGGUAUUGAACGAUUGCUAGCGUUUCUAGAAGGCAAUGCCACAAAUGUCCGUGAAACCAUUCCAUUUCCACGCUCAUCUGGAUCAAUAUUUGCUUAA
Schizosaccharomyces osmophilus is the source of this 1335-nucleotide messenger RNA. RefSeq names its product mitochondrial asparagine-tRNA ligase Slm5 (gene slm5). The transcript is spliced from 3 exons. The record is from RefSeq and is a predicted model, not a curated record. Gene Ontology annotation, biological process: asparaginyl-tRNA aminoacylation. NCBI's taxonomy places the organism in Eukaryota, Fungi, Ascomycota, Schizosaccharomycetes, Schizosaccharomycetales, Schizosaccharomycetaceae. Bases 1 to 1335 code for a protein of 444 amino acids. Gene Ontology annotation, cellular component: mitochondrion. Gene Ontology annotation, molecular function: ATP binding; asparagine-tRNA ligase activity; nucleic acid binding.